This is a messenger RNA of Candidula unifasciata, 795 nucleotides long. Lineage: Eukaryota; Metazoa; Mollusca; Gastropoda; Stylommatophora; Geomitridae. The record is from the annotation of a GenBank genome assembly.
AUGGCGAACUUCGUGCUGGAUUUUCUGGCUUCGCUGUUCAAGAAUGAAGAAACUUUAAUGAUCUAUUUAUCGUACAUGUUUAUAGUGUGUGGUUUACUAACAGUCUUGACCCUGUGGUUGGUGACAGCUCCGUACGGACGCUAUUCCAGGAGCGGUUGGGGCAUCCUUGUCCCCUCGACGACGGCGUGGCUGCUGCAAGAACUGCCGUGUUUGUUGGUCCCGUUGAUGUUGGUUUUAUUCUCCGACUGCCCCAGGUCUAUCUACUACACCAACCGAUUUGUGCUGGGCUUGUUUCUCCUGCAUUACUGCCAACGGGCCCUAAUUUUCCCUUUCUUGAUAAGGGGAGGCAAACCAACGCCAGUGUCUGUCUUCUUGAUGGCGGCAGGUUUCUGUAUUGUCAAUGGCUACCUACAGACAGGGCUACAUCCUGAAAUAUGCAGAUUUGACAUGGACACCCCAGAUCUUCUUACAUUGAACUUAUUUUUUUAUUUUCAAAAUCUUUUAGGUGUAUUGCUGUUUCUAUCAGGCAUGAUUAUUAACCUUCAUUCAGACAGCGUUCUCAGAAAUUUACGAAAACCUGGCGAGAGUGGUUACAAGAUUCCAUAUGGUGGGAUGUUCAAUUAUGUUUCUGGUGCUAAUUUCUUGGGUGAGAUUUUAGAGUGGUGGGGAUUUGCCAUUUUGAGCUGGAAUCUACCUGCUCUUGCAUUUGCUAUUUUCACACUGUGCAACAUCGGACCCAGAAAAUUUGAUGAUUACCCCGCCAGCAGGAAAGCUUUAAUUCCUUUUUUGUUGUAG